Monomorium pharaonis (pharaoh ant) is the source of this 1645-nucleotide messenger RNA. RefSeq names its product eukaryotic translation initiation factor 2 subunit 1 (gene eIF2alpha). The record is from RefSeq and is a predicted model, not a curated record. Lineage: Eukaryota; Metazoa; Arthropoda; Insecta; Hymenoptera; Formicidae. Gene Ontology annotation, molecular function: translation initiation factor activity; RNA binding; ribosome binding. Gene Ontology annotation, cellular component: eukaryotic translation initiation factor 2B complex; eukaryotic translation initiation factor 2 complex; multi-eIF complex. Bases 323 to 1366 code for a protein of 347 amino acids. The transcript has 7 exons.
UUAGGUUAGGUUAGGUUCGUAUUUCUUUAAUCAGCUUCAAUCUGCUUGAGAUUCAGACUCAUUUAGACAAGAUUGCACAUGGUUUAUUGACAAGUUUCGUGUAGCUUGGUGUGACUUUUUACGGUUCUGAAUUUAGUCCUGUUGUUGAUAUAAAGGAAGGAUUAUCUUUGUGCCAAUAUAAAUUUAUUUAGAUUCUUCAGAUUAUCUAGGUGACAUCUAGAGAUUGAUAUAGAUCUAUCCACUUUGACUACUAUUACUACCUUGGAACAAAAAUUGGCAGCAAAUUCUGGUGUAUUUUUUAGAUUUAGAAAAAAAAUGAAAGAUGGUACUGUCGUGUCGAUUUUACAAAGAAAAAUAUCCGGAGGUAGAGGAUGUAGUGAUGGUGAAUGUGCGUAGCAUAGCCGAGAUGGGCGCAUAUGUGCACCUGUUGGAAUAUAACAACAUUGAAGGCAUGAUCCUACUCUCUGAGCUCUCUAGGAGACGUAUUAGGUCAAUCAACAAACUUAUUCGAGUAGGCAAGACGGAACCGGUUGUUGUUAUUCGUGUAGAUAAAGAGAAAGGUUACAUCGAUCUGAGUAAACGUCGUGUAUCUGCCGAGGAUGUAGAAAAGUGUACGGAAAGAUACGCUAAAGCUAAAGCUGUCAAUUCGAUUUUGAGACACGUGGCAGAACUAUUGCACUAUGAUAAUGAUGACCAGUUAGAGGAACUCUAUCAGAAAACAGCCUGGUUCUUUGAAGAGAAAUAUAAGAAACAGAAGGCAUCUGCUUAUGAUUUUUUUAAACAAUCAGUAUUGGAUCCCUCCAUUUUAGCAGAAUGUGAUCUAGAUGAUCACACAAAGGAAGUAUUGUUAAAUAAUAUCAAGCGAAAACUCACUUCGCAAGCAGUCAAAAUUCGAGCAGAUGUGGAAGUGGCUUGUUAUGGUUAUGAAGGAAUUGAUGCUGUAAAAACAGCGCUAAAGGCUGGUUUAGCUCUUUCCACUGAUGAACUUCCCAUUAAAAUUAAUUUAAUUGCUCCUCCAUUGUACGUUAUGACAACAUCCACUCCAGAAAAACAGGACGGUUUAAAAGCGCUAAGUGAUGCGAUUGAAGUUAUACAGGAAAAGAUAACAUCGCUUGGAGGUGUAUUCCAAGUUCAAAUGGCGCCAAAAGUUGUUACUGCGACGGACGAAGCAGAAUUAGCGCGACAAAUGGAACGAGCUGAGCUUGAGAAUGCAGAAGUCGCUGGUGACGAUGAGGAAGAUGUGGAAGGUCUGGAGGGUGAUUUUAGCGGAGGCGAGGGAACUGAGCCCAGCAGCAAAGGUAUCGAACAGAAUGGCAAAGCUGUAGAUCCCGAUGAUAAAGAAGAUUUAUCCGAGGAAGAUAAUUGAAUAUUUACAUAUAUAUACAUAUACAUAAAUAUAUAUAUUUGUGAAAAUAAUAAAAUACACAUUCGAUUAACCGACCGAUACCGCAUGUGUUUUUCAAUUGCAGUUAGAAUUUUUAAUAGAAUAUUCUACUGCCUUGUCGAACACGUCAGCACGAUUUUUCAAUAGAUAUAAAAACAGAAAGAUGUAAAAAUAAAUCACUGUAAUUUAUAGAAAUUUUCUACUGAUUUGAUAUACAAUAAACGAUCUCAAGACAGGUGUCUUCAUCAUUUCUAACACAAA